Sander lucioperca (pikeperch) is the source of this 1817-nucleotide messenger RNA. Its product is annotated as abl interactor 2-like. Gene Ontology annotation, molecular function: SH3 domain binding. Gene Ontology annotation, cellular component: lamellipodium. NCBI's taxonomy places the organism in Eukaryota, Metazoa, Chordata, Actinopteri, Perciformes, Percidae. The coding region runs from base 64 to 1812 and encodes 582 amino acids. The record is from RefSeq and is a predicted model, not a curated record. The transcript has 12 exons.
GAAGGCAGCGGGAUACAUCCAGUCAGCGCGCGCCGCAGCCGUUAGUAGUAAAACCAUGCAAAGAUGGCGGAGCUACAAAUGCUGCUGGAGGAGGAAAUUCCUGCGGGACGAAGAGCUCUACUGGACAGUUUUACCAACCUGGAAAGAGUAGCGGAGUACUGCGAAAGCAACUAUGUCCAGUCAGCAGACAAGGAGCGAGCGCUGGAGGAGACGAAGAGCUACACCACGCAGUCUCUGGCCAGCGUCGCCUACCUCAUCAACACGCUGGCCAACAACGUGCUGCAGAUGCUGGACAUCCAGGCCUCGCAGCUCCGCCGCAUGGAGAGCUCCGUCAACCACAUCUCACAGACCGUUGACAUCCACAAAGAGAAGGUGGCGAGGCGGGAGAUCGGCAUCCUGACCACCAAUAAGAACACGGCCCGCUCACAUAAGAUCGUCGCUCCGUCCAACACGGAGAGACCGGUGCGCUACAUCAGGAAGCCCAUCGACUACAACGUGCUGGACGACAUCGGGCACGGAGUCAAGUGGUUGAUGAGGUUCAAGGUGAACGGCCAGCAGAACAUGAAGCUAGGAGGGGGACUCUCCCGCUCCAACCCCCCCACCCAGAAACCACCCAGCCCUCCGAGGGCAGGCAAAGGCAUCUUAGGGAAGAACUCCCCCUACAGGACUCUGGAGCCGGUGCGCCCCCCGGUGGUGCCCAACGAUUACGUCUCCAGCCCCACCAGAAACAAUCCUGCCGUGGGACAGCUGCCCAGUCCGGGCCGCACCGCCACGCUCAACCACCGACCCCGAACAUACAGUGGUAGCAGCGGGGGCAGCCAUCCCAGCAGCAGCAGUCGGAGCAGCAGCAGGGAGAACAGCGGCAGCGGCAGCGUGGGCAUUCCCAUCGCCGUGCCGACGCCUUCCCCGCCAUCCACCUUCCCAGUCUCCCCGACUGCUGGACCAGCUAGCUCUUCCUCCACUGCUCCUAACUCCUCCCCCUCCCCAACUCCUUCCUCUUUCUCCUCCUCUUCCUCCACCGCCACCUUAACUCAACCCAGCGCCCCCCUGCCACCAAACUCCCCUUCCCAGCAGCACGCUGACUCACCCCCUCAACCAAGCACGCAAUCAAACGCACCCGCCAACCCUUCUAACCCCGCCCCCGGCACGUCCGACCUUCCUCCUCCGCUCUCCUCCUCCUCUUCCUCACCCCCUGCCGAAGGAAACAUCGUCCCUCAGUUCUUCAGCAUGAACCGGCCGCAGCCCCGACAGCACGCUCUACAGGUGGGGGGGUCGCUGCCGUACCGCCGCCCCCCCUCUGUGACCGGCCAGCCAAUCGUAACAGAGAACCAGAUCAACGGUGGCCCCUACUACAACCAAAGCCCAGCCUCCCCUCCUCCCCCCUCCCUCCUCCAGUACAGUCCUCAGCUUCCUCUGAUGGGUUUCGUUGCUCGAGUUCAGGAGUCCAUCUCAGACACCACUCCCCCCCCUCACCCGGCUGCUGAGAGCCAAUCAGGGCCCGAGGAGCCUCUGCUUACGCCGAGUCCCCAGCCACUGGAGGACGGGCGUGAAGAGGAGGACUCGGCCGUGGUGGAGUACAGUGACCCGUACGCGGAGGAGGACCCGCCGUGGGCCCCCAGGAGCUACCUGGAGAAAGUGGUGGCCAUCUACGACUACGCGGCCGACAAAGAGGACGAGCUGUCGUUCCAGGAAGGAUCGAUCAUCUACGUCAUCAAGAAGAACGAGGACGGCUGGUACGAAGGCGUGAUGAACGCCACCACCGGCCUCUUCCCGGGAAACUACGUGGAGUCCAUCAUGCACUACGCCGACUGACGGCG